Messenger RNA from Akanthomyces muscarius, 1584 nucleotides. RefSeq lists its product as uncharacterized. The transcript is spliced from 6 exons. Gene Ontology annotation, molecular function: argininosuccinate lyase activity. The record is from RefSeq and is a predicted model, not a curated record. Lineage: Eukaryota; Fungi; Ascomycota; Sordariomycetes; Hypocreales; Cordycipitaceae. Gene Ontology annotation, cellular component: cytosol. The coding region runs from base 1 to 1584 and encodes 527 amino acids.
AUGCUCAACAGAAUCAAAAACCAGAUCUCGUCAUGGACUCGGCAUGUUCUGCAUAGCCACGUCACGCCAUAUACCCAUCCACGACAGACAUGGUUUCAUGCAGCUCAGGCGAUGGGCAGCCGGACUGGUCUGACUGCCGCCAGCAAGGAUGAAAAAGCUCUUAUCAAGCUUAAUUAUACUCUAAAGAUACGGAAGCCCAUACACAUUCACCAUGCCCGGGCCCAUCGCCACUCCGAACGCGAAGGCUGCAAUCAACGGCAGCAGCACCCCAUUCCAGCUUUGCAAGACAUAAGGACCCAGGGUUAUAACCGGCUGCCUAUUGAUCCUUACAAGGAGAGCCUCCUGUACCAAGUUGAAUCCGCUCUUGGUCAAAAGCUUGGCGAUCACGUCGCCGGCGCCCUGCACACAGCGCGUAGCCGCAUUGACCAGCGCGCCACUGUCGGCCGCAUGUACUACAGAAGGAUCUUGCUUCAAGUCAUGGAUCAUAUUUGCCAGUUCCAAGAGCACCUCGUCGAGGCUGCGCAGGAGCAUUCCUCAAUCAUCAUCCCCUACCACACCCACAUGCAGCAGGCGCAGCCUGGCAACUUUGCUCAUUAUCUACUGUCCUUUGCGGCAAAACUACAAGAAGAUUUCGAGCGUUGUCAAGAAGCAUACAACCGCGUCAACCGCAACCCCCUCGGGACGGUAGGAAGAAGCGGAACGGGCUUAAAGAUUGAUCGUGAGAGAACCACGCAGUUUCUGGGAUUCGACAGCUGCGUGAAGCACUCCCUUUUGGGCAAGGAUGCCGACUUUGCCGCCGAUAUUGUGGCUGCGCUGUCCUUUGUCAUGUACCAUCUCAAUGACUUUGCCACGGACUUGCACCUGUGGUCGAGUAAUGAGUUUGGAUUUGUGCAGCUGCCCGAUACGUUCUGCGGCACGAGCAGCAUCUUCCCGCAGAAGCGCAACCCGGUCACUCUUGAGACUAUCAAGCUGGCCGCUGGACCUAGUGUCGCCUGGCUGAGCUCUACACUGGCGACUUUUCGGGGUUGCGGCACGGGCGACCACAGAGUGCACGGAAUCCCGUCACACCUGGACCAAGCGCUGGAGACCACGUCAGACAUGCUCAUCCUGGCCGGCCUCGUCGCGUCCGAGGUGCAAGUCAAUGAUGCCCGCGUGAAGCAGGUCUUGGGCGAAAGCUGGUCGACAACCAGCAACCUGGCCGACUUCCUCAUGCAGCACCGCGGCCUGUCGAUUCGCCAGGCCCACGGUGUCGUGGCGCGCCUGGUGCGCAUGUGUCGCGAGACUGGCCUCGGCAAAGCGCAGGUCACCCCGGAUAUGCUCGAGGAGGCGAGUCUCAUUUCUCUGGGACAAAGCAUUGAGAUGAGCGAGGAAGACUUGCACGAGGCUCUAGAUCCGGACAGCUUUGUCAAGACCCGCACAAGUGCUGGCAGUGUUGGGCCUGCGGAGGUCGAUAGCCUCACUGAGCUGGCACAGGACAUGCUCUCGGAUAACCGACGCUGGGUUAUGGAAUGCCGCAGCAAGCAUUUGAGAGCGGAGAAAACACUCUCAGAGGCUAUUGUUGCCGUCUUGAAAGACCAAUCAUAA